AUGACUUCAUUCAUCAUUCAAGGUACAUCUAAACCUACUCCUUAUACCCGAGAAAAAUACCCGAAGCUCUCUUUCUCCCUCUCCACUCUCCAUAUUUUCUCCACACGGCUCCGGCCACCACACACGGCUCCGGCCGCCCGGUUCACACCCUACAUAAACACUACUCCGUACCCUUUGCUUAGCUAUUGUUUUUCUACAAACACUCGAACUAACUUAGGCAUCGGAGGGCCUUUGGCCAACACCCCCGGGUGUGGUCUAUUUACUCCAAUCUGUUUUACAGGAAUCGAGGAAGAGAGAGAAGGAAGAUCGAAGGUUGAAGGAUCUAGAAGCGAAUAUUCUCCCGUGAGAUUAUUUGCACAAACAUUUGGUGCUUUCAUUGAGAGCACGAGUUAUACUCAACGCGUGCUCAAGGAAUCCGUUCCUCCUAUUUUCCAAUCCACCGAAGCCUUCCAAACAACCAUGGUUGGAAGCAAGCGCACGAGGAGUAAAACCGCCGCGAUGGCUCAAUCCGUGACGGCCCAAAGCCACUCCACCCACGAUCCCGCGAUCGACAUGGUGGCACCACCACCUCUCGCCACCGUGCCACCUACCGGACCCGCACCGGAUCUAGCAACCUCCGUGGCACCGCCGCCGAACAUGGUGGAACCUCCCAUCAAGGUGGGCUCGUUACCACCACCGACUUAG
This is a messenger RNA of Prunus armeniaca (apricot), 684 nucleotides long. NCBI's taxonomy places the organism in Eukaryota, Viridiplantae, Streptophyta, Magnoliopsida, Rosales, Rosaceae. The record is from the annotation of a GenBank genome assembly.